AUCGAGUCGUUGCCGUAUCCGACGCUGCAUGAUCAGUAGUAUGGCUACAGAACAAACUUUAUUUGAUAACGCUACCUCAUUCAUGUUCCACCUCUCAACAUCUCCUUAUCGUCCUCUAAUCUCCCGAACGCGUGAUGGUUGCUAUUGUCGCAGUUGUAGGCUUUGAAAAUCUGCUGGUUUUUCAGACUUGCAUUGGCAGUUUCCCGAAGUACUACGGAAACAGUUUCACGCACGAGGAACUCCAGCUACCUCCGGAGAUGUGCAGAGAAGGCUUUUGUGGUGCGAGUGUGAUAGACUGUUAUGGAAAAGGAGAGGAGAAGUAUCGCAUCUGAUGAUGGGUCAGUCCAGAUCCACCUCUUGUUCUAACUCCUCCUCUGCUUCGUCUCCGUAGUGAUCGCCGUCUUUCUCGUCUCCGUGGUGCUCCUGAUUUGGGGUCAGUAUUACCGCAUCCGUGAGGUUGUUCGCGUGCACCGACAACUGCAUGAAUUUGAUUGGGACUCUUUCACGAGGAUGAUCGACCACGUCCAACGCAUGUGCAACGCUUUUGACGGCUUUGACAAAAAAAUCUGGAAGAAAGCGGUCAAAGACGUAGGCCCCCUUGAUGUGCAGAUGCUGAAAUUGCGACACGAAUUCGUCAAGAGGAAAGAAUACGUGGAACAGACCGCAGGUUCAUCUUUUAUUUCGUCUGGCAGUGGAG
This is a messenger RNA of Amoebophrya sp. A25, 697 nucleotides long. NCBI's taxonomy places the organism in Eukaryota, Dinophyceae, Syndiniales, Amoebophryaceae. The record is from the annotation of a GenBank genome assembly.